GUGUUGACCAGUGACAGCCAUCGAUUUUCCCCUCACUUUGCGCCGGGGGCCGCAACGUGGCAUCGAUCGCUUUUCCAGCGUUGACGGAAGACAUGCGAGCUGCGGGCCACACGUCACGCUCCGUGCCAGAGAGGAAGGAAGGUCCCACGCUGACAUCGGCUCUCAACCGCGGAACCGUGAAUGCCACGAGCGGGAAGAGGCCACAUCCCCGAAUCGUUGAUGGGAAGAGGACCCGUCUCGCUGUCCAUGUCCGACUUGAACCCCAUCAUCAAGUGCGGGGGAGCGGCCGGCAGGGGGGGCCCCCCCCCUGAACGCCGAUCCCUCCCGGCGGCUCCCGGGAUGGAGCUUCUCGGCCCCUCCAAGGUGAAGGAUCGCGCUCCCAACGUCACAGAGAAGGUCACCCAGGUUCUUUCUCUGGAGUCCGACGUGCUGCCGGAACAUAAACUCCAAGUGCCGGAGACGACUGGGUGGAUCUUGCUCCACUACAGCCCCUUCAAGGCCUUCUGGGACUGGAUCAUCCUCCUGCUGGUCCUCUACACGGCGGUGUUGACGCCGUACUCGGCCACCUUCCUGCUGGACCAGCACGGCGACGCGCUCGACGUGGCCGACCUGCUGGUGGACGUGCUGUUCAUCGUGGACAUCGUCAUCAAUCUGCGCACCACCUACGUGGACCGCGACGACGAGGUGGUGACGCAACCCGGACGGAUCGCCAAGCACUACGUCCGAGGGUGGUUCCUGAUCGAUCUGUUUGCGGCCGUGCCCUUUGACCUUCUCAUUUUUCGGUCCGGUUCGGACGAGAUGGUGACCUUGACGAGUCUGCUGAAAACGGCUCGCUUGCUCCGGUUGGUCCGCGUGGCCAGGAAGCUGGACCGCUACUCCGAGUACGGAGCCGCCGUUCUCUUCCUGCUCAUGUGCACCUUUGUGCUCAUCGCCCACUGGCUGGCCUGCAUCUGGUACGCCAUCGGCUUCGUGGAGCGGCCCUACACCGACACGGGUUGGCUGGACAAUCUGGCCCAGCAACUCGGCAGGACGUACGACGACGACGACGACGACGACAACAACUCCGGCCCGUCCGUCAAAGACAAAUACGUGACGGCUCUCUACUUCACCUUGAGCAGUCUGACCAGCGUCGGCUUUGGCAACGUCUCCCCCAACACCAACUCGGAGAAGAUCUUCUCCAUCUGCGUCAUGGUCAUUGGCUCUCUCAUGUACGCCAGCAUCUUCGGGAACGUGUCGGCCAUCAUCCAGCGGCUGUACUCCGGCACCGCCCGCUACCACACGCAGAUGCUCCGCGUCAAAGAGUUCAUCCGCUUCCAUCAAAUCCCCGUCGGCCUGCGCCAGCGACUGGAAGAAUACUUCCAGCACGCCUGGUCCUACACAAACGGCAUCGACAUGAACGCUGUGCUGAAGGGCUUCCCGGAGUCCUUGCAGGCGGACAUCUGUUUGCACUUGAACCGAUCCCUGCUGCAGACGUGCAAGGCUUUCCGCGGAGGCAGCCAGGCCUGCCUGCGGGCCUUGACGGCGAGGUUCAAGACGGUCCACGCGCCGCCGGGCGACGCCCUCAUCCGCUGCGGCGACGUCCUGGACUCGCUUUUCUUCAUUUCGCGGGGUUCCGUCCGGGUCAUCAGGGAUGACGUGGUGGUCGCCAUACUAGAGAAGGACGACAUCUUCGGUGAGCCGAUCCACCUUUACGACCAGCCCGGCAGGUCCACUUCGGACGUGCUGACAAUCACCUACUGUGACCUGCACCGCAUUCCGAGAGACGACCUGCUGGAGGUUCUCGAUAUGUACCCCGGCUUUGCAGACAACUUUUGGAGGAACCUGGACGUGACCUUUGACCUCAGAGAUGCGGAUCCAGCGGCGGCGCCGAUAUCAAGUGACGAGUCGGGGGACGACGGCCAUUUCCGACACAAAAUCCACUCUCUGGACUGCAGAAUCAGACCGGACGGAAUGGACGACGAGGAUUCUUAUCCUCUCGGGUCCCGCCGGCAUCGCUGGGAAGACGGAUGGAGCUGCGGUUCCUCCCCAUCUUCCCGGUCCGGCGAGGACUUGACAAAGAAUCUCGCUCGGGGCACCGAAGAAGGCAGGCCGCCACCCUCGAGUGGCACUUUGGUGGGGAGGGAAGCGGCGUUGGAGGGCAGUCGUCAAGUUUCGUCUUUCAACGUUCCACAAAUGUUGCACUACUGGACAGAUCGCCGAUCUCAAGGCUUCCCCGGUCCGGCCUGGCGAUCGUCUUCGGUGCGCAACUGCCACCGUCCGCCGCCUUUCAUCGAAGAGCGGCCCGGCGAGCUGGAGUCUCGACUGGAGCUUUUGCAUUCGCAGCUAAACAGAUUGGAGACCCGCAUGACGGCCGACAUCAACGUCAUCCUCCGGCUUCUCCAGCGGCAGAUGGCCCCGGUCCCUCCGGCUUACAGCGCCGUGUCUUCUCGGACGCUUCCGACCGCCUCGACGGGCCCGUACGGCGGCGGCACAUCGGCGCUGCGUGCGAUGUACCCCGUCGCCCGCUUGCAGAGAGACGACCCGUCACCCCGUCCGAGUUCCACCCACUCCGAAGAGAAGUCGGCGGCUGGCGGCGCCCCCAAAACGGAAAUUCAUGGCGGUUCAACGGCGCGACGGCCACAAGGCGCAAACCCCGGGGUGCGCACCUCCUCUCUCCGUUACCCGUCGCUGCCGGACAACCUGAACUUGACCUCGGGACUGCCUGAGACCCACAAACACCUCUCAGACCCAGCGCUGAGAUCUGAAUUACAGGGGGAAACAAACGGUCUGAUUUGCCAAAGUCACUUGGAAAAAAAAACUUGAUCAAUCAGUUUGAAUUUUAAAAACAAAAACGACAAUCUACUGCAGCUCCACAUACAAACACUAGAUGGCAGCAUUAAUCA
Molecule: messenger RNA, 2882 nt
Organism: Hippocampus zosterae (dwarf seahorse)
Lineage: Eukaryota; Metazoa; Chordata; Actinopteri; Syngnathiformes; Syngnathidae
Product: potassium voltage-gated channel subfamily H member 6-like
Exons: 11
Coding region: 181-2802 (873 amino acids)
Biological process (GO): regulation of heart rate by cardiac conduction; potassium ion transmembrane transport; regulation of ventricular cardiac muscle cell membrane repolarization
Cellular component (GO): membrane
Molecular function (GO): inward rectifier potassium channel activity
Source: RefSeq, a predicted model, not a curated record